UCAUCAUGGAAAAUAUUUGAACACGUGUCUCUUUCAUUCAUUAAUGCAUAUCUUUUUGGUAAGCUGAUGUUUCUCUUUGAUGCGUAAUGCAUCAAUCUAACAAAUAGGGCUCCCCUUACGAAAUAACUGUUUAGGGUUACUGCUAAUAUGUUAUUUUUCUUUUUUUAAUAUUCGAUAGUUCAUUGUGGAGUACCUAGACUUCUUAAGCAUUAGUGUGGUAGAGAUUUUAUGUAAUAUGUCUUAAAAUCGAUUUUUCUAGCAGGUGAAUAUCGUAUUUGGCUCUAUGCCAAAUAUUACAAGAUUUGUCAGUUCAUAUUUAUUUAUUUUUAUUGAUAACUUAGUGGUUAAGUCUUCUUCAGCUGUGAUUAACAACGCUUUGGCUCGUGAACGCAUACCAGUUUCUUCAGGAUAACUGAUGUGCUUCGCUGAUGAGUUCCGACAAGCAUGGAACGUAAAUGAAGUAGCACUUCUUGCCGAUUCACUCCCAAUGUUUAACACCAAAAUAUUUCCGUUUCUGUCAGGCUCUCAGUCUGGUUUGAUUUUAUUGCUUGUUUGCCAAGUUAAUUUUCAUUUGGUUUUGUAAUAGGACUUGUUAAAAACGCAACCACCAUCGGUCUUUAUGUUCCGUUAUAUGUUAAUCAUCGAUCAGUUUUAAAAUCUUUAGUGUUCAUUUUUUGGGAUGUCUGAUUUAUAUGUAAGACUACAGGCUGUUUAAUGUGCUGAAUGGACUUAAUAAUUCGCAUUUAUACUCUAGUUAUACAAUGUUUACAAGUUAACUUCAUCGGAAGUGCCAUUUAACAAAAGAAGCACUCUUGAAUGGAUUUACACCUAACUGAGUUUAAGGAUGACGAAUGAAGUUAACGAAGUAUUAGGAUUACAGCUGAAUUCUAAUCAGCUGCCUCAAGAUAGCACCUCAAUAUUAAACCGCCUAAGCAACAAGAAUGAACCACUGACCAGGUUUAAUUUUCCCAUUGACCACCAAGUGUUUUGUGCUAACAUCUGGUUUAAAAUCAGCUGUCGUUAGCUCUACCCAUCUUUACAUAUUUCGUAAGUAGUAGUCAUCAAAUGCAGAAAUUAGGAUUGAGUCUCAAGCACACUCAAAUAUUUAAGCAAUGAAUUACUAAUCAAAUGUUUCCAGUCGGUUUCAGUACUCUUCCACUUUUCAUGUUUUACUAUUUUAGGUUGAGAAAGUACUGCAACGAGGUGAUGUAAAUGAUAUCCUUGAGGGAUAUAACAAGGAUGAGAAAGGUAAAGAUAAACUUAAAAGUACAAUAAAUUGGUGUUGCCAACGUUUAGGACGUUAUCGUAUGCCUCUAGUAUGGACUGCUGUUGACUUAACCCCGUCUAUGAUUGAAGCUCAUAACAGAUUUGACAAACUAAAAAAUGAUGUUAUCACGCACGUGAUACCAAAAGAAUCCACAAAUCCCAGUAAAUCACACACUGGUCGUAACAAACGAAAUCCUGGUGGCAGUACACGUAGUCGGUCAGUAGAACCUGGUUUACGCAUUGCCACAGAGAAUAAUGAAGCUAAUCUCUGUGAUUCAUCCAUAUCGUCAUCAUCAAUAGCAGCUGGUGUAUCACAUAGUCCAGAGAGUUAUAGAACUAAAUUAAAAUACGAUUUAAUUAAAGGAAAGGCGACAAAUCAUCGUGAAAAACACCUGCAUCAAAAUUCUUCAAAGUGUUCAACAGCCAGUCAACAGCUGAAUUCUGCAUACUUUCCACCUACAGAAUUAAAAAUUAAUACUUUUUUCAAGCAGGAACCUGAUCGAAUCAAUGAUGAUGAGUUAUUUCGUUAUGUCAACGAAAUUCACCGCCAAACACUUUCAAUUAACAGUCGACCUUCAUGCACAUCUAACUCUGGAUUAAACGCUUCCUCGUCAGCGCCAAACAAUAGUGUUUCAGGGAAUCCAGAUACUUGUAGUUCAAGCUUUUCAAACUUUUCAUCAAGUCUUUCAUCUGCAUUUAUUCCUACUGGUGGUUCGGUAAGACGUUUCAAAACAUUCUCUAAUAUAUCAUUGCACUUGCGCUUACGUUGGGCAACUCCACAAAAUCUUGUCACAUUGCUGAAGUCCGUGGAUGCGAAGACUGGAACAUGUUUGUCAUCAGAUGAAGUGAAUGAUUCAGUUAGUUCAUCUGUGAUUUUACUCAAUCCAGAGUGCCUUUUAUAUACCGGUUCAAUUUUUCGUUCUGACGACGAACUCUCUUUGAGCAAAACGAAUAUCAACUGUGAUGUUUCUUCACGUAUUCCGAAUUUGAUUCGUGAAGUCCUCGAACUGCCUUCAGUAGAUCGCAUGGUUCCAUUCACAUCUUAUAGAAAUCUUUUAUAUGUUUAUCCAAGAAGUGUUAGUCUUCCAUCUUUAAAGAAAGCUCCUUCCAGAAAUCUUACUGUUCGUGUGCAGUUAAUGUAUAGUGACUCUACCGUAACUAAAGUGCUUCCAGCUAUAUAUGGCAAAAGUAAUUCUCCAAGAUUUAUAAGUGAUGCGUUCACUACGGUGUUUUAUCAUAACAAAACUCCAGAGUUCUACGAUGAAAUCAAAAUCCAGCUGCCUGCAAACUUGGAAGAAAAACACUACUUAUUAUUUACAUUCUAUCACAUAGUUUGUCAGUCGAAAAAAGUUGAAUCAACUGCAUCUUUAGAAACUGUAGUUGGAUAUUCUUGGCUGCCACUCUUAGAACAAGGAUGGCUGAAGGACAACGAUGCUAGCUUAUUGGUCAGUGUGGAGAAACCAUCUCCCGCCUUGGCUAUGCUGAAGCCGGAUAUUAAGUCAAUUAAUGAAAAGUUUUGUAUGGAUGCUUGUAAAUGGGUUGACGCACACCGUGAACUGUUUACUGUCUCUACGACAGUUGUAUCUAGUGUUUAUAUGCAAAAUGCUUCUUUAGAAUGUCUCCUGUCAGCUUGUCAUUUGAAUCGAAUCAAUCAAACAAUGCAAAGUUUCUCAAACAAGGCUUUUGUUCGACAACUCUUCUCGUAUAUCAAUGAAGCAAAUCUUCAUCAACUGGUUUCAUUUUUUGCCCCUCUUCUUGACGGUUUUCUUCGUCUGCUUUUCAGUUGUAUAAAAAAUACUAUUUCCAUUAAAAUGAAGGGCUCUAAUUUAACUGAAAAUAUGGAGCCUAAUCAACCGGCUUUAAUCGCUUUAGAACUUUUAAUUGCAUUUUUAAAUCGUAUUACACGUAAUUUUCCUCACUUGAAUGACAAACAUGGACGAAAUCAACUCUUAGUUUCAUAUCUUACUGGAUCGCACUUUUUGACAACUGAAACUGCCUUGAAACAUUAUUUUUCCGGACAACCAUUAUUUGGACUGCCAUUGGUUGCAGACCUGAUAAAAGCUGAGGAAAUAGACAAAAGUCUUUUAGUAAAUAUAAUUUUAACGGAACUGGUUAGAAUCUAUCUAUUCAGAACAAAACUUAUUGAUUCCAAAAGCAGUCAUACCUUUUUUCCUUCAUUAUGGUUUCUUUUGGAGUUAUUCAUUCACUUAUUAGCACAGGAUUGGUACUUGACAAGGAAAACAAAUGAAACUAAAAUCAUUUUAACGCUUCGUGAAAAUCCGUGUUUCUUAGAAGAUUUAACUGCAUUCAAUACAUGUUUGAUAGAAUACAUGGUUCGUUAUGUAUGUAGUCAGCAUACUGAAAAAUCAGAAGAUCCAAAUCAAUGGGAGCCUUACCGGCUAGUCAAUCGAAUAUUUUCAUUUUUCUUGUAUGACCUUUUCUCUUUCCUGCCUACGGAGUUUAUCCUUUCUGAAAUAGCAAACUAUUGGAACAAUAUGGAUCAACUUCUGUCGGAUAAGGUACUGAACCAAACACUAGGUGAUAAAUUACUGAAGUAUUUCAAAUUAGAUUUGCUACAAAUAGUAUGUUCGCAUAAAUCCUUCUAUCAGUUGAAUGUUGAUUCAUUACCAGUAAAGUGUGAACAACUGCUUCAACGACAUCAACACUUACCUACUCCCAACGGCAGUCAUCCAACAAGACAUGAAGUAAAAAUGAGGUAUAUCCCACUGGCGACGAUUGAACCAGAUUUCUAUGGAACUGAUGAUAGCUAUCAUCACCCUAAUAACAAUAGUUCUAUACAGUUAUUCACAAAUGAAACUGAUGGAAAAAGCAAUAAUGGAAAUAAACAUUUUCUGAUUUCACUAGUCAUAUAUGAACUGAUGACUGCGUUAAAAUCUGAUAUUUCUGAAUUACAAAAUCGUGCAGUUCACCUACUUUGGAGUAUAUUAUUAAAUAACGAAUUGGAUUUAUCAGAAAAAUUGUCAGAAGACCAUUCCUCAUUUCAGUCAAUUUCUGAUAUUUCUCAGUUAGCUUAUUUCUAUGUACCAAUACUCAAUAUUGCAUGUGAUAUUUUACCAAAUUUCAUCAAAACCUGGCAACUGAAUCGACCUCAGUGUAACGAUACAAGCCUUUUUAAGCAAAGACAAGAAUGCGCUAAUGAUACAACAUCUGAGAAAUUAACUACCACUUCACCGAAUGAUCUCGGAAGUAUCACUCGAUCUUCUGGACGAAUGAGACGUAUGAGGCGAAGCACAAAGGCUUCUAAAUUUUCAGAAACUGGUUCAGAUAUAAAUUCAACCAUAAAAGAUUCACCAAGUUGCCGUUUACCGCAGUCGUCUGAUGGUUUAGAUGAUAGUUCCAUAUUGCACAGUCAGCUGGAUUAUGUCAAGGCUAUGAAGUAUUGCACAAUGAAGCGGUUACUUAUCAGUAUCGUUUGGAUUCUUAAAUAUUUGCCUGACCAACUAUAUCAUGAAUGGCUGCGUCAAGCUAGCAUUAAGGAGCGAAAUCAAUUAUUCUUAUUGAUUUAUCUUAUUCUGGAUACGUUUCAGACAAAGCCUGGUGAGGAAAAGGAUUCAGCUUUACAAAGAGACUUUUUGUUUCCGGAUCACGAUAAUCAUUUAGGAUGCGAGACUGCUGUGAAUGGGUAUGAAAAUGGCUCAAACCCAUAUCUUUCACCAGUGAAACUGUCAAAUGAUCGAAAUUCGCCUAAUAAUCAUGCUAACAAACGCUUCCCACGGGAUCCAAUUAUCAACACAAAGUUCUUUGAAGUUGAUGAUUCCAUGUCUAAUCACAAUCUGAAUCCUAAUAAUAGUAAUAAACAUCCAAACCAGCAUUGUUAUUCUCGACCAAAUAUAUUAGAACUUGAGAGUUACUUCACAAAGUCCAAUAGUUUUCCUCUGGAGUCAUAUACAAAUGGAACGAAAAGUCCUAGUUUACGUCAAGAUAUUCCUUUUCUACGGAGAUUUGACAUCCUUAAUGAUAUCAUCCUGGUCAUUUAUAAUUCGUUAGAUUCUUCUAUUGAGGGGUUAUGGCAGUCGGAUACAGCACACGGUCAACCUGGACUAACUUUGUUCACAUUUUAUAAUUAUCCAUUUAAUUUUAUUCUGCCUUACAAGAAAUCAAAUAAUAAUGAUACCAAUAGUAACAAUAGUGCUUUCUCAAAUCAGUGCCUUAUCAGUUGCAUUAUUCGUGUUAUGUUAUACGCUUUAAGCCUUCAUCAAAGUGUAACGGGCUAUCGACGUAUUCUACUUUGCUUAAAACGUGUCAUAUCUCGAUUCCCCAGCUUUUUGUUUGAAGACAACCCGGAAUUUUGUGCAGUUUCCUGUCAUCAUUUAUUACAGUUAUGCACCAUGAAAGACCCAACUGUUCGUGAUGAUGCGAUUGCUACACUUUACUUCCUGAUAAAGAAUUAUUAUACACUGACGAAAGGUUUGUCAUUUGUCAAAGUACAUUUGUACUUUACAUUCAGUUCAUUCUUUGCAAAAUUGUUCGACGGAGUGAUAAAAUCAAACAAUUUAUUAACGAAACGUUUAAAUAAAACAUACCAAAGGAAUAAUACUUCUAGUUUAUCUAUCUCAGAAUUUAAAACAUCUUUAAAUGACUCAUUGUAUCAGUUAAGGCAUUUAACCUCAUUGGAUGAUGAUUCAAACGCAUCUACUACAUUAUUAAACAAUAAUAAUAGAGGAACUUUAUUUAACUCAGAAAAGUAUGUGGAAACAUUGAGUUUAACAUCUCCUUCAUCAUUGAAUAAUUAUGAUGAUGAUUACAAUACCACUUGUAUGACAACAACAGCAAAUAUGGUUCCAGCAAUCCCGCCUAUAUCAAACAAUCCCAAUACAAGUUUCAGUUCUCAAGUUCAUCAGUUAGCGGAUAACUUGAAGCAACUGCUUAAUGAUGCAUUAAAAUUACAGGAUACAAUCAAUGCUAUACAUCGACAAAAAAAGUUGAAUGACUAUCAGAAACAAAUAUCAAAUGAGGAUACACUUACAGUUAUUGAUCUGUUGCAUUCUAUAUCACAUCGAAGUCGUUCGUCACCAGAACUACGGUUAUACUGGCUUUUACAGAUUGCUGAGAAGCAUUAUGAACUUUCUCAAUUCUCCGAAGCUUCUCAGUGUUUGGCACACUGUACAGCUAUAGUAGCUGAACACUUAAUCAAUCGGAAUUGUAGCCCACCUGGACUUUCCACUGCUGGGUGUGCAGAUAUUGCUGAUGCUGUGAAAAAUUUAAAUAUACUUGAAGAAAGCUGUGCAUGUGGUUUCCCUAAAACGAGUGUAUUCGAUAAUUUUAGUUGUUCUACACCUGUCAUAAUUCACGAUCUAGCUGCAUCUUUCAGACCCUUAGAUGUUUCAUGGCACUUUACAACACCUGGUUUUAUGGCACUCAUCUCCUGGACAGCAGAAUCAUUUUCGAAAGCUGGCUUCUAUGAAAUUGUGCCGUCUUUAUAUUCUCGACUUGUUUCACUGUUGCAGUCGAGUAAUGAUUAUGGACGUCUAGCUGAAAUCCAUGGGCGAAUAAGAGAUGCAUAUGCUGUAUUAAAUAAAACUCAGAACCAUAAAAAAAUGUUCAAUAGUUAUUUCCGUGUUGGUUUCCAUGGUAGUUUAUUUGGUGAAUUAAAUGGUAAUGAUUUCAUAUAUAGAGAAGCUCCAUAUACAAAAUUGGCUGAAAUCACUCAUCGACUUCAAACGUUUUAUGAAGCUAAAUUUGGUCAAGAUAAAGUAGUUAUUAUAAAAGAUUCUAAUGUUGUUGAUCAGAAACAACUGGAUUGUGAUAAGGCUUACCUACAAAUCACUUUUGUGGAACCUUAUUUAGAAGACUUUGAGCUCCGAAGACGAACAACUGAAUUUGAUUGCAACUAUGCAUUAAAGCGAUUUGUUCAUUCCAUACCUUUCACAAUAGAUGGACAAAGUCAUGGUAGUUUGAGUACACAAUACAAGCGCAAGUACAUUCUGACAACAGCUCGUUGUUUUCCUUACAUGAAAACACGUUUAUUAGUUGUAUCAAGCGAAUCACAUACUCUGACUCCAAUUGAAGUAGCCUUAGAGGAUGUAACACGUCGUGUUGAACAGUUAGACCGGGUACUGGCAACAGAUCCACCUGAUGUUAAAUAUUUACAAAUGAUAUUGCAAGGAUGUAUCGGAGCUGUGGUUAAUCAAGGACCAAUUGAAAUGGCAACAACAUUUCUUGGACCUAAUGAAAACAAGCCACUAAAAUCUUUACUACCAGAUUACAAUUCUGGGUUUACAACUCUAGAUCCGAAUACGCAUGAAAAUGUACAAAAUCGUCUUCGAAUAACUUUUCAGCAAUUUCUUAUAAAAUCUUAUGAAGCUCUUUGUUUAAACGAAUCAUUAAUUGGUCCUGAUCAGGCAGAAUAUCACAAGGAACUGGAAAAGAAUUUUACCAAUGUUAAACGUCUACUUGACCCCUUAAUUAUCAUACCGAGACCUUCAAUAACCAACGGUGAUUUGGUGUUGAGACAAAAUGGGGGAUCAAAAUUAAAAACAGUAAUGUAGCAGUGAAUUACAGCUGAAUGCUUUUAUUUACUUAAGACUACUUGUUUUCAGUGACCAUCUUUGCAUUUAGUUAACUUUUGAAUACAUAUAUAUAUAUAUA
Messenger RNA from Heterobilharzia americana, 7875 nucleotides. NCBI's taxonomy places the organism in Eukaryota, Metazoa, Platyhelminthes, Trematoda, Strigeidida, Schistosomatidae. The record is from the annotation of a GenBank genome assembly.